Rotaria sp. Silwood1 is the source of this 3120-nucleotide messenger RNA. The record is from the annotation of a GenBank genome assembly. NCBI's taxonomy places the organism in Eukaryota, Metazoa, Rotifera, Eurotatoria, Philodinida, Philodinidae.
AUGAAGGAUACACAACGUGUUAUGUGUCCAAAUGAAAUUCAAUGUCGAUCGCCAUUAUUUCGAGAAUUCAAUUGCCCUACUUCGAUUUAUCGUAGUUUCGAUGAGAUUUUGUUUCAUGAAAUAUGUGAUCGAAUCGUUGAUAUAGUACCUGUAACAAUUAAUGGACAAAAUCAUACAGAUGAGACUGAUUGUCAAGACUGCCACUGCAAUACUAUUUAUACACGAUGUAAUGGCAUCCGAAAUUGCCCUAACGGAGAAGAUGAAGAGAAUUGUACGGGAUCGAUUUGCCCUUCAAGAUUUAUUCCAUGUGUUUCUCCAUACAAUUUUACAUUGACCUGUUUACCAGUUAAUCAAGUUAGUGAUGGUUUCAUUGAUUGUCUUGGAGCAUCAGAUGAGCUUCAAUAUUGUCGAAAAGUGAAUGCUUAUACAGCAAUUUAUCAGUUUCAUUGUUUAAAUAGUACAAAAUGUGUGAAAUCUUCUGAAUUAUGUAAUUCAGUUCAAGAUUGUCCUUUAGGUGAUGACGAAGAAUUUUGUAAAAAUCGAUCACAAUUAUGUACCCGAUACAAAUUACCGAAUCGUAGCCAUGUGCAAGACGUACUGUGUCGUAUUUUUGACACAAAAAGAAUCACAUUUACACUGCAAGGAUCUCAAAUCUAUCCUCAUAAUCAUAUGAAAAUGAUUUCUUCUCACCCAACUUGGCCAGUAAAACGAUAUGACCAUAAUGCAAAUCGGAACAACAUGAUAUCCAAAUAUUUCACAUGGCUGGUACGUUGUAAGAGAGGUAUUCCCGUUUAUCUUUGGUCGAAGUUGAAGAAUUACAGUUACAGAUGUUUUUGUCCACACAAUUAUUAUGGUGAUCGUUGUCAAUAUCAAAAUCAACGUGUCAGUUUUACAUUAACAUUAGCAACAAGUGGUAUAAACGGUAUUUAUUCCGUUGUUAUCACCCUUGUUGAUGACGAUGAUAAUCAACAAGAAAUUAAUUCAUAUGAUCAAGUUACUUAUGUGCCUGAAAUGAAUUGUAGAAAACCAAUUAACAGCUAUCUCAUAUAUUCGACUCGACCAAAGAACAAUUCGAAAAACUAUAGUAUUCGUGUUGAUGCAUUCGAUAAGGCUUCAUUGGCAUAUCUCGCUAGUUGGCAUUUGAAUAUUCCAUUUCUUUUUCUACCUGUCAAUCGACUAGCUGCCAUGAUCACUAUCCCAUCUUAUAGACCUUUGAGUUUGAAUAAUUGUGCCUUUUCAUGUUACAAUGGUGUUUGCACGAAAUAUAUUAACAAAGAAAAAUUCUUUUGCAAAUGCUAUUCAGGUUGGUCCGGAAUUCAAUGUCAUCUACGUGCGUAUUGUAGUGAUUGUUCGUCUGACUCGAUUUGUGUUGGUUCAAUAGCAAAUCGAUCGAUUUGUGUUUGCCCUUUGAAUAAAUUUGGGCCACGGUGUUUUCUCAAAUAUUUAUGUCCGAACAACUAUUGCAAAAAUAAUGGUCAAUGUGUUGUUCUUGAUCAACGAAUGACUGAAGAAAGCUUCUUUUGCUUUUGUUCUGAACAGUUUUAUGGAUCACAAUGUGAACAUCCUAAGGGGGAGCUACGUAUUUUCUUUCACAAUAUGGUUGUUCCAUCGUAUCUAUUUGUUAUUAUGUUUUUAAGAACUGGUUCUGAAUCACCGAUACCAUUAUCGACAAUAUUGCUAAAAUUAACUAUGUUUCAAGAUCAAAUAAUAUUAUACCCAGAUUAUUGGUUUCAAAUUGUUUUUGUAAAAAUUGAUAAUAAUUAUUAUUUAGCUGUUCUUCAAGAAUUUCAAGUGUCAAAUAUUUCAACUUCGAUCGGUCCCGAUCGACGAUGUCUGUCAAUAGAUGAGCUUCUCAAUUCUUCACAAUUGACUAUGCCUAAAAUUCAACGAGCAAAAUUCUAUCAUAUUCCAUGUCAGAUUUAUCUUGGUCUUCAAUGUUUUUUUGACGAAUCUUACAUGUGUUUCUGUACUCGAGAACGUCAUGCAAAUUGUUUCAAAUUUUCUUAUGCAAAACAUUUUCUCUGUCACUAUAAUAUUCACUGUUACAAUGGAGGAACAUGUUUACAAGAUAGAUCUGUAUGUAGUUUUAAUACAAUAUGUAUUUGUAUGGAUUGUUUCUUUGGUGAUCGAUGCCAAUUUUAUGCUAAAGGUAUUGGAUUAACACUUGAUGAUAUGUUACGUUAUGCAAUUCGACCGUAUAUAAAUUUUAAUGAUCAACCAUAUUUAGUUAAAGUAAACGCUAUUCUUAUAACGAUUAUGCUUAUCAUGGGUUUAUUCAAUAGCAUUUUAUGCUUUUUGACAUUUUAUAGUCAAGAAUCACGGGAAGUCGGGUGCGGUAUAUAUAUAUUUGCAUCAUCAAUUACUUCUGCUCUUGAAAUAACUAUGUUAACAAUAAAAUUUUGGUUUGUUAUCAUAAGUCAAAUGAAUUUAUCAGUCAAUCGUUCUACUCUUCAUAUGGGAUGCAUUCUUCUUGAACCGGCUCUCAACCUUUUUUUAUAUAUGAAUAAUUGGUUAAAUGCUUGUGUGGCCACAGAAAGAGCAGUAACUGUAUUCAAAGGCAUUCAUUUCGAUAAGAUUAUGAGUAAAUCUGUAGCUCGAUGGAUAGUUCUACUCGUAGCAUGUCUUAUUACAGGUACAAUCAUUUACGAAUCAUUAGAUCGAGGUUUGUUCGAAGAUCGCGAAGAACAACGUGUUUGGUGUGUAACUCAUUAUUCUGAAACUGUCAAACAUUUCAAUAUAGCUGUUCUAAUCAUUCAUUUUCUUACACCAUUCGGUGUCAAUCUCUUAUCAGUGAUCUUCAUUGUUUCUGCAAUUACUCAUCAACGAGCAAUGAUUCGCACUCAACAUAACUAUACACGACAUCUUCGUGAACAACUCUAUCGACAUAAACAUUUAAUUAUCAGUCAGCUUAUUGUAGUCAUCCUAUCACUUCCUCGUUUCAUAACAUCAUUAUUCACUGGAUGUGUCAAAGACUCGCAUAAUUCAUGGUUAUACAUAUCUGGUUAUUUAAUUUCGUUUCUACCAUCAGCUAUUAUGUUUAUUGUAUUUGUCUUACCAUCAAAUCGUUACAGGAGACAAUUUAAAAGAUCGAUAGAAAGUCUACAACAAUUAUACAGUUGA